AACAGCUACGCAAUGCGUCUGCGACAGAGCGUUGAGGAAUAUCUGAAGAAUUCGACGCUUCAUGGCGCACGUUUCAUAGUGGACAAAGAUGCCAGCUGGCUGGAGCGCAUCUUUUGGGGCACCUGCCUGAUGGUGUCGUGGUAUGCCUCCUGGCUGCUCAUCAAGGCAUCUCUGGCUGCCUUUGAGAACAAUGCGAUUAGCUUUGUGGUGGAGAGCUCAUAUCGUGAUUGGGAUACCAAUUUUCCAGCUAUAAUUGUGUGUGAAUCGAAGAACAUGGAUCGCAUACAGGAAGUAGCCGAGCAAUUGUGGGGCGCCGAUCAUGACUUCACCUUGGAGGAGGUGCUCAGUGAGAUUGCCUUCUUUCGCGGUGAAUCGUACCACACGGUGCACGAGUGCAGCGGCGAGGAGUCCACAGCUGCCUGUUUCUAUAGCAAUUUCUCGUACUAUGCCCAGUUGGUGCGCAGCAGCUGUGUGGACUCCAUACACAGCUGUGAGUGGAACGACAAACCCUUCGAAUGCUGCAACUACUUCCAGCGCAUGGAAACGGAGCUGGGCAUUUGCUAUGCCAUCAAUUCAAUGCAGGCGGGCAAGUACAAAGGUCCCAAGCUCAAUAUGUUCUCCAAUCGCUUUACGGGUCCGGGCUCUUUAAAAAUGGAAUUACAUACAGAGGCAACGGUAUUCAUAUUAGGAAACGAAGAGGUGCCCACUUUGGUAACACCGAAAACAGAUUUCUUUAUCGUGGGUCCAUACAUAUCUUUUGUUCGCUAUGUGUCCAAGCGUGACAUUGAGAAUGAUGAGGAGAUCCGUCAGACGAGUGUGCAUCAGCGCAAUUGCCGCUUUCCGGAUGAGAAUAUUCUGGAUGUGCAUCGGUAUUAUAGCUAUAGCGCCUGCACCGUUCAGUGCCGCAAGGAUCGCCAGAUCGAGUUGUGCAAUUGCUCCAGUCACUUGACACCCAACUCGCCGGACUAUCAGCUGUGCAACAUGGAUGGGCUGGAGUGUUUGAAUCGCAACUACGAGGAUCUUUCGGUUAUCAUUGCCAAAUGGUCACGUCGACGCGGACGCAAGGGUCUCGUCUGCGAUUGUUUGCCCUCCUGCACCGAGGUGGACAUUACCACAGUCUUUGACAGCAAGGAUAAUAUAUAUGGACAUCAGAAUCCCGUGUCCAAAAUCGAGGUGUCGCUCAUUGAGCUGCCCACAGAGCGCUAUAAGCGCAAUUUGGUAAGAGGCAAAUUGGAUCUGGUGGUGUCCAUUGGUGGCACAACGGGUCUCUUUGUGGGCGCCAGCUUGCUAAGUUUUGUGGAGAUCAUAUACUAUAUGACCAUACGACCCUAUAUGAGUUACUCGAAUGAAAGGCGACGCCAAUUGAGACUCAGUCAGCAGAGAGCAGGCCAGUGA
Messenger RNA from Drosophila hydei, 1395 nucleotides. RefSeq names its product pickpocket protein 28. Gene Ontology annotation, biological process: sodium ion transmembrane transport. The coding region runs from base 13 to 1395 and encodes 460 amino acids. The transcript is spliced from 7 exons. Lineage: Eukaryota; Metazoa; Arthropoda; Insecta; Diptera; Drosophilidae. The record is from RefSeq and is a predicted model, not a curated record. Gene Ontology annotation, molecular function: ligand-gated sodium channel activity. Gene Ontology annotation, cellular component: membrane.